This is a messenger RNA of Lineus longissimus, 5879 nucleotides long. RefSeq lists its product as uncharacterized. NCBI's taxonomy places the organism in Eukaryota, Metazoa, Nemertea, Pilidiophora, Heteronemertea, Lineidae. Gene Ontology annotation, biological process: canonical Wnt signaling pathway. Bases 109 to 3618 code for a protein of 1169 amino acids. The record is from RefSeq and is a predicted model, not a curated record. Gene Ontology annotation, molecular function: Wnt-protein binding; Wnt receptor activity. The transcript has 17 exons.
GUCAGUGGUGGUAAAGCAAAGUUUCGCGGGACGAGCAGAAAUCUGAGAUUAUCAUCAUUCGGCAGCUUGAAGACUAUCUUGGGUUGGACGUUGCGAUUGUGAUUAAACAUGGGGGAUUAUUUGGUGCAUCUUUCGUGGAUUUUAUAUGUUUUUGUCUUCAAUGCAGUCCGCCAGGCGACGCCAGAAGUAGUUCUAGUCCAGCUCUCAUCAGAAGCCACAAAAGGGGGCGCUGUCUACAAAGGGGCGCUCAUCCCAAACGGCCUCACUGUGGAAUCGACGCCAUUGAAGGAGACGAGGAACGUAAGGGAGUUGGUGUAUGACUCCCAGGAUGAACAAGUCUAUUGGAUCGACGCAGAGAAGAGGACCAUCAAUGCCGCUUUCACCGACGGCUCCAAUUUUCGGAUAUUGUAUACUUUAUCACCUGAUUCCGUUCCCAACUGCCUCUCCCUCGACCCCUCAGCUAGACUUCUCUACUACGCCGACAGCGGGGAGAACGUCAUUGGUGUCAUCAACGUCGAGGGGUCGUAUCAUCAUACCUUAUUUUACGAUCUUGAUGAACCGUCGCAUCUGGCUGUGGAUACCAAAAAUGGAUUCAUCUACUGGGUCAUGGCCGGCUCUACCCCAGGAAUCUACAAAGGUCCGACGUGCGGUACAAGGAAAGAUGCCAUAGUUACUGAAAAUGUACCUCAAAUAAGCGGACUUGCCUUGGACACGAGAGGUAACAAGCUCUUCUGGAGCGACGGAUCCACAGGGAAGCUAGAGGAGUCGGGGCCAGAUGGGACAGGCCGGAGGGUACUUUGGGAGGACCCGAGCCUCUCUCCUAUGGGUCUUGCAGUCGGCGAGGAUGGCCUAUAUUUUGUGGAGAAAACGACAAGGCAUUUGUACAGAUUCCGAUCACAGUCAUCCGGGCGUUUAAGAAAGAGAGAGGCAGGCCAAGAGAAUGUCACAGAGGCAGAAGGGCCCGAAAGGCCUGUUGAAAAAGAAGUAGCACAACCAAAAACAGCCACUGGAACCUCCGUGGAAAAACCAACUGAACUCCCCGUAGACGAAAAGCCUGCGGGGAGCCGUGAGGGUGAAAAAAUACCAGCGCCAGCGUCCAAGGCUGUAAAGGAAGAAGGCAUUCCUGGCAAUGAUUAUGGUGGGUCCGGAUCCGGAUCCGCCGAGGAAACGGCAGCGGACCCGGAAAAGCCACAGCAGGAGUCAGUCCCCGAUGGCCCUGCUCCGCCACAAGAUGUCACGGCGGGGACGAAACCUGUGGAAGAGAUACCUAGGCUUCAGGCACCAGAGCUGAAGGCAAAACCAGAGGCUAAAACUAUGCUGCUGACUACGCCGAUUGCUUCGACGACCCCGCUGCCGCCUCUGCUGAAGGUCAAGGUCAUGGGAAUGGAGCAGCAGACGAUGAUGAAUAUAUGGCCGUCGAUUGUCAGGGGAGAACCAGGACCAUGUUCUGUAGACAACGGACAGUGUUCACACAUCUGCUUUCCUCAUCCGGUCAAGGGACACAUGUGUGCAUGCCCAGACGGUAUGGUCAUGGAUGCAGAGAAAAAGGUUUGCUCAUACGAAGCCAAAUAUGACCCGAAGAAAACAUACCUCGUGUUCACGCAGACGUCACGUGGUGAGUCUGAACGAGGCUCUCUCUGCACCAUGGAACUAACAUCCGGGGAUAUUAACUGCAGGCGGCCAUCACCGACGACGUUUGGACCAAUCGAAUUCAACUCUGAAGGUUCAAAAGCGUACUGGGUGGACGAGACGAAGAAGGCUGUCAUGUCGUCGAAGUACGAUGGAAAAUGGCCGAGAACAUUGUUCAAAACAGAACAAGCAUCAUCAAUAACUGACCUUAAAGUGAAUGGCAUCACCCAGCUGAUGUAUCUGACUGACAGCGGCAAGAAUGAGAUAAUAGAGGCUGAUAUGACCCAUCCAUACGCGGAGAGAAUCAUCAAAACAAAUCUAGAAGAACCACAGUCGAUCUUCGUAGGAAAAGACCUCUAUUGGUCAGAAUGGGGCAAAGUUCCAAAAAUACUCAAAGCUGCGUUGUCUCCAGGACGGCUUGGGAUAUCUGAGGUAGUGCUUGAGACAGACUUGGCACAGCCGAUGUCAUUACAAAUUGAUUACUCUGAUAUGUCUCUCUACUGGGUAGACAGUGCAACCUCCAAGAUAGAAACAUUAUCCUUGAGGACGAAAGCCCGAACGACCAUCUAUCACGACCCGAAGGCGAGACUCCGUAGCCUUGCCUUGGAUGAUGCGUACCUCUACGUCUUGGAUUGGAAUUCUGGUUUUAUCAAGCGCAUAGAAAAGGAUGGUAAUCACAAGAUGGUGAAGAUAGGGAAGGCCGUCCUCGGACAACUUACACACUUGUUGCUUUAUAGACAUACCGUGUAUGACAAAGAAGCAGGGCAUGGCGAGUGCGGUGAACUGACCCCGGGUGCUGCCAGUAAGCCUGACUGCUACCGCCAGGGUACGCUGAUGUACUGCAGGGCUGGCUGCAAGGAAGGCUUCGAGCAUCUCCCUUCAAGAGUCCAGGACCACCAGAAACUCUACAUUUGCAUGGAGGGCAAGUGGUCACCGACAGAACCACUGCCACAAUGCUUUGAGACGAUAAAGGGCAAGGGUGCCUCAGUCCGCGGAAAACUGACCUUUACCACAUCCAAGGCCAACUGCUCUGACUCUGGCUACAGGGCGACGAUGGGUGAGAAAGCGCGAAUGAUCAUGUUGUCCAAUCAUUAUAAGAUGUGUUCGGUCAGUAAGUGCAUCCUCAAGGAUCCAAAGGUGAUGUGCGUGCCCACGGGCGACACAGAGGAGGGUGAGGGACCAGCCAAGAUCACUGUGGAUGUUAUAUGGAGGGUCAUGAUGGGACCAAAUGAUACAGUUGCAGAGUUAAAGGAACACUUAUCAAAAGAGAUGUACCAUCUCGUGCGCACGCACAUGUCAGUAGUUGUUAAUGACGUCACGGUGCCUGUGAAUCUCGGCGAGACAUUCUUUGAGCGGCCAGCGGCGGCUUGUGAGACUGGCGAGGAGAUGACAUUUGAGGGUUGUGUCGCCUGCCAAAAGGGUUCGUUCUUUGACCAGUACUCCGCAGAAUGCAGCAAAUGUCCCGUGCAUACCUUCCAAGACAAGCCAGCCAAGCAGAAAUGUAAAUCCUGCCCUGGUGGGACGUUUGGCAACAUCACGGGCGCCCACAACCAAUCACAAUGCUUGGAUGUAGAUCUGAGUGCAGCAAACGAUGUCCCAUUGGGCGUAUUCCCAAAUGACGUAAAUAUGACGUCAUCGUCGCGAGCCAAUAGGCAAGGAGAUAACGUCAGUGCGACGCACCUGAUCAUAGGUACAGUUCUAUGCAUCGUCUUCUUCCUUAUCUUUAUUAUCAUACUGAUCAUUCUCAUCCGAAAACGGCGCAGAAGAACGAAACAGGAGGCAAGAGAGAAAUGGGCUGGAGAUCAAAUUCGACGGUCUUUAUCAGACAUUCUGAAGUCAUCACAAUUAGAAAACGGGGACGCCCCCAACCAUGAGGAAGAUUCACCGCGUUCAGAGAGACAUCACGACUUGGAUGACGUCAGUAUAGCGCCUCUAGCGGAGGAGGAGGACACUUUUCUUGGUGCUUCAACGCCAAAUUUGCUAGUAUGAAACGAAGACACGAAGGUUACAUUUGGUCACGUUGUGGUGUUCUAACUAUUCAGAGGUUUGGAUGGUUUGGACGUACAAUUAGUAUUCAAAUGUUGGUUUUGUACUCCUCUUUGGAUUUGGAGCAUUCGCUUCCUUGACGCGGCCCUAUAUUAGAUCGACACAGAGAGCGUAGUAUCCGGCAUGUGGAACACAUGAUAUUACAAUAGUAUUCCAGUGUAGACCUACGUCUGUGUUUGGGGACGGCACUGUUUAUGCACCUCUUGCAUGUUAACGCGUAACGAUUGUCAUUUGACAGAUUUGGCAAGCCAUGCAAAGAGAAACGACGAAAUGCGAAGUAUGAAAAUGUAAUAAAUUAAUAUGCAUUUUAUCAACGAUUUUAACAAAGUUUAAAACAUGAUUUACAGGUUUCUUGUAUGAAGUGAGUUUUCGCAAAUCCCCGAAACGCGAACGCGAACGCCUAUCCACUUGUUUGACAUCUCGAUCAGGAGCUGAACAAUCGGAUAGACGUUCGCGUUGGCGUUUUGGGGGCUUUGCGAAAACUCCCCAGUGAUUUUAAUAGUGCAGCAAUUGGUGACACCACAGUUCUUCGUUCUGGAGUCAAACUUCGUCGUUCGUACGGAUUUCGAAACCUCCCUAAUUCUCCACACGAGAUUAAGACCGGACUCUCUUCCCGACAGGUCCGCGACGGGAAUACGUCCGGCUAAACCUCUUUCUAUUGUCUUUCAUUGAUAAAAUGGCGGGUAUAAAUGCUCAUUUCAAAACAGACAAUUAUUUUGGGUUUAAUAGGACAAUAACUUAUUCUGAUAUGGCUGCUAUUAAAUUUAAUGACCUAUAACUCUAGAACAGUUUCAUUGGACAACUUGGGCAUGAUAAAUUUUGGUUUUUCAUACAAAUAUGGCUUCUAGCAGGACUGUGUCUUCUCCAACAGGAUCCUUGAAAAAUUAUCAUAUCUAAUCAUUGAACACUUCACUAGAACGGCAUGUGACUUUAGGCUGACCUGAAUGCGCAAGUCCUUGCAACGGGAAGAAUAUCAUUGUUAAAGAUCAGCACUGGUGUAAGUGAAUGCUACGGGUGGCGGCGCAUGGUGAUGAUUAGGGACAUUAUCCAAACUAAACUCCCAUGCCCAAGUCGUCCCUUUAAAGAAUGAUAACUUGUAUGCUGUAAACCUGUGAAUAGUUUAUUAUGUAUGGUGAGAAAGUAAUGUAUUGUUAGCUGUAAAAUGAUACCGUAAAUACAAACUUCAUAAAUGAAUAACUAUGUUGACCCGCUGUCGACUGGCCCGUUAUGAUACUGUGUUAUCAUAUCGAAGGACAUAGUCUCUCUAGCUAUUAAUCCCUGAACAAUACGGUAGGUUGUCUUCUACAGGGGGAUACAUUGCAGUCACAUCGGCUCGGCAUUGUCCCAUCUCCACAUACGCUAUUAAGCGAGAGUUUCACGCCCAAGGCCUUUGUUAUUUUAUGUCGCGUUGCCAACCUACGAAUGCCUUGGGUGUGAAACGCUUGCUAAAUGGCUAACCUGGAUACGGGCCUUUAGCUAGUUGCUGAAGCAUUAUUGCUGGAAGCAUGACUGGGGCCGUGUAUCUUAAAUAUUCAAGCAUUUUUAAUGCAUUGCCAUUGCUGUAUGCAUGUGUCUUAUUCAGUAUUUUUGUAAAUGUUUGAUAUAAAUACUGGUAUUAUAAUGUGUAACAAUAUAUUAUAUAAAUAUAAAUAUGAUGCGCUAAAGUGUCAAAUGCAUGAUUUUUGACAAGAGAUGCCGUUGAUGUGCACAAGAAUACAUAGUAUAUGCAAUUUCUGUACAUGUAUUGUGACGGCCGUUCAAAUUCAAUUACAAAUUUCAUAUUGUUUGACGAACAGAGUAGGCCUUUAAAAAAGAAGUGUCUCGAGAUGCCGGAUAACACCUAAUGAAGUUCUACAUUUGGUACUGGCCUGACAUUUUGCAGGUUUCGCAACCCCUACGAACGACGAUGUACAGAUGACUGUGGUCUCACCAAGUCUUACGCGACGUCGUAAGUCAUCUUUCUUCGUACUUCGUCCGGGACGCGUAGCUUCUUCGUAAAGGUUGCGAAACCUGCCUAUUAUCACGAGACACACCGAAUUGAUGAUGAUCAGGCCUGUGCCUUUUUAGUUCCUUUGCUUUUUUCUCAGUCAUCCAACGGUCGCCAUGUUAUUGCUAAUGACGUUCAUGUUCAUGUCAUUAACAUAUUAUGCAAAUUCUACGUUCCCAAUACAUUUUGUAGCUUUUUGUAUAAACAAUAAAUAGCG